CUGGAUGGAUAUUCAUAUUUUAGACGACCGAGUGACGAGCAUGAGUAACCGCGAGAUGGAUGUCUUGGCCGAAUUGGUCCGAAAACUCAUGGACGUCCAAGCCGAAAGUCAGGCUUUGGACGAAGAGAUUAUGGCCCUUUCCGAAUCCGAGGAGUACAAAGAGUCCAGGAAAAAUGAACGCGACAUCCGAGGUCCCGUGUCCAGAGAUCUCAAAGCGGACGUGGAUUUGGCCUCGGGCAUGGUGUAUCAUCUCAAGAAAUCGGUGCCCGAAGGUCAUCUCGAGGAUGAGUUGCUGCACAAAUAUUUGGGCAUCGCGAAUUUGACCGAAUCCGUCGAAGAUUUGGAGGAGCGCAAAGUUCGAGCCGAAAAAUAUGUUCAAUAUCUGGAAGAAAAGCGACAAUAUAACGAGAACAUGGCCGUGGAGAUUGCCAACCAAAGGGAGUGCCUCAAAAAUACUCAAGGGCCUCGAAAAAGCCAGGCGCCCAAUGGCAACGAGCGGAAAAUCGAAUUGAAGACCCGUAUUCGAAGUACCAUCAAAUCCUAUAAGACCAUCAAGACAUUUCUGGGCGAAUUAUUGGUUCAAAUAUCACCCGAGCGAGUGGAAGGGGAAGGCGCCCUCUUGGCCCAUCUCCUUCAGGCUCUUUGGACUCUGUUCUUCAGCUCUUCCGGACCCUAUGCCUAUCUAUGUCUGUCCACGUUUUCUCAACGAGUCGAUCCACGGGAUGUGGCCCUUUUAGUGGACAAUGAAAUCGCAGAAAGAGAUCCAGAGGAUCCAGAUCGAGUGAGGCUCAAUAAUUUCCUAGACGAGCAAGAGGAUUAACAUGCGGUGUAUGGGAGAUAAAAUUGUGUACAACUUAUACGGAUUAUACGGCUUGCCUCAAAAUGAUGGAUCUUUUCGAAGUUUCUAUUUUUUUUUUUAAAUUUGAUCCAUUUCAUAGCAAAUCAAUCGUCAACUAUUUCGCUUGACAUUGUUUUCUCCCGACGUACAUGGCUUGGAUGGAAUGUUGGUCUUUUAUGACUGGCUCCAUUGUAGUAGUUUUUUGGUCACUUUUUCAAUGAAUAAAGCAAUUUAAGAAAACCCAGAGUGGACUCUGCGAACACAAACUGU
Tigriopus californicus is the source of this 1108-nucleotide messenger RNA. RefSeq lists its product as uncharacterized. The record is from RefSeq and is a predicted model, not a curated record. The transcript is spliced from 3 exons. The coding region runs from base 5 to 820 and encodes 271 amino acids. Lineage: Eukaryota; Metazoa; Arthropoda; Copepoda; Harpacticoida; Harpacticidae.